This is a messenger RNA of Sinocyclocheilus anshuiensis, 2498 nucleotides long. RefSeq names its product phospholipid phosphatase 2-like. The transcript has 6 exons. Gene Ontology annotation, molecular function: phosphatidate phosphatase activity. Gene Ontology annotation, cellular component: plasma membrane. Bases 1 to 933 code for a protein of 310 amino acids. Gene Ontology annotation, biological process: phospholipid dephosphorylation; phospholipid metabolic process; signal transduction. The record is from RefSeq and is a predicted model, not a curated record. NCBI's taxonomy places the organism in Eukaryota, Metazoa, Chordata, Actinopteri, Cypriniformes, Cyprinidae.
AUGACAUCUGGUGCCGUGACCCUGCCGAUAAUUCCCACUGACUUCCUGUGUCCAGACGGAAAGCAGAAGAUUACCCAGCGUUGUUUACCAAGCCAGCCAUCUGAGGCCAAUAAUAACGCUGUUGUUUGUGUUUCAGUGGCGAUGCCGUUCAUCAUAAUGACCAUCAUGUUCCGGCCGUACCAGCGUGGCAUUUACUGCAAUGACGAGACCAUCCAUUACCCCUACAGACCAGACACCAUCUCUCACAAAAUGAUGGCGGCCGUUACCAUUUCCUGCUCCAUCAUUUUCAUCACUUCCGGAGAGGCCUACCUGGUUUACACCAAACGUCUCUACUCCAAUUCGAACUUUAACCAGUACGCUGCGGCGCUCUAUAAAGUGGUGGGGACGUUUCUGUUCGGCGCGUGUGUGAGCCAGUCUCUGACCGAUAUGGCCAAGUACACCAUCGGACGAUUGCGGCCCAACUUCAUGGCGGUGUGUGCUCCGGAAGUGUGUGAGGGCUACAUGCUGGAGAUCAACUGCACGGGAAACCCUCGCAACGUGACCGAAUCCAGGCUGUCGUUCUACUCCGGUCACUCCUCCUUCGGGAUGUACUGCAUGUUGUUUCUGGCGCUGUAUGUCCAGGCACGUAUGGCAUUCAAGUGGGCCCGCCUCCUCCGGCCCACAAUUCAGUUCUUCCUGGUGGCCUUUGCCAUUUAUGUGGGUUACACGCGUGUGUCUGACUACAAGCACCACUGGAGCGACGUGGUGGUGGGUCUCCUGCAAGGGGCGCUGAUCGCAGUCCUCACGGUGCGAUACGUCUCUGACUUCUUUAAAGAGCGCCCCCCUCGCUGCCAGGAUGUUGAAAAUGAUGAAAACGAAGACAGCGAACGCCAGCCCAGCCUUCAGAUCGCAGACACGGACAGAAACCAUCACUCCUACAGCAGGCCUGUAUGAGCCUGACCUUUGACCUGCGAGAGCACUGGAUGCUGCACCAUGUCUUGUACAGACAGCCACACACACUUUACACUGGCACUGACUGCGCUCUCUUACACAGGAUAAUGCUCCUAUUUCACACAGAGAGCGAGCGAGUGAAUGCAUGAACUAACACUGAAUAUUAGAUUUUAAACUUCUCUACAGACCGUGUUUAUAUCGGAUUUUGUCUUAUGCACGCUCAUAUAUGCCAAGUGCACAGAUCGCCUGGCAUCUAAUGAACCGUUAGGGACUUUAUUGUAUCAGAGCACAAAGACGAACUUCUCCAAGGGGAACUGGUUGUUUCCAUGACAACCUCAAAACCACCGGUUGACAUUUACUGACUAGCCGUACUUCUGCUGUUGGAAGCGAUUCUUUUGGCAUGGGAAAGAAAGUGAACUUUUCUAAGCCAUCAGAACACAAGAAUUAAUGUUUCGCUUAGUAAGAAAUCCAGGAAGAGAAGUCUGAACAUGGAACAGAUGCCAAAAAAGGUCUUUCUCACAUUGUCAAUUUGAUAUUUUAUACAAUUUUAUAUGUGUGUUAUAUAUAUUAUAUAUAACUGGAUUAUAGUGACUUUAUUAUUAUUUUUAUAUAUAUAAAGAAAGGUUAUUUUCCUGUGGCGGUAGGUUUAGGGACUUUUCUAAACGUAACAUUUUGGUGAGCUAGUUAUUAUAUCCGCGCACAUCUAGAAGAAAUUCUGCACAGCAUGAAUCAUUUUUAUAUUACUUUUUUAUGUUUAAUUUGCUAAAGACUACCAUGACAACUCGUGAUUUCAAUCUAGCUUUGUCGCGUCGCUCGCUCUCAUAACAAUACGAUUUUCUGAAAACCACUAUCUAACCGAGGCACAUAUAUAUAUCGGUAUAUUUCAUAGAAAUGAGUCUUACUAACCGUCCUAUCCAACAAUAAGGAUCAGGAAAUGUUAACUAUCAGAUUAAACAGCUGUUUAUCUCUUAAUAUUAUCACCACGUGAACGUGAAAAUGCUGCUUGUAAUGUUAAAAUCACAGCCAAUCAUAAAGCUGUAUGCUGAUUCUGAACCAAUGAGGAUUCACUGAGGGGCGGAGCUACCCAACAUGACAAGAAACUGACACUUGUAGAUUAAAAUGGACUUGCAAAAUGUUGUACCUACAUUAUCGGGCUGAAUGUUUCCACAGCAUUAUGAUUGUUUAGUUUUAUAUGCAUAUUUACAGUGAAAAACGACUGGCGGAUUCAAGAAUCAGGUUAGAUUUAUUUUCUUCACGUCAAGCCUUUGCAUGACGAAAUGACGUUUUAAACGUAAGGUGCGUUUAAACAUUGGUCCAUUACAAUAUUAGCGUUCGCUUACCUGUGUCUCUCCAGAGACAAUUUUUUCCAGGAUUUUGUCUCCAUUUACACUUAUCCUUAACUCUGAUUUACCUCAUUUGAUCUAAUUCUAAUUUAUGUUAAUUCGGAGCUCGAACCGAAUCUCGGCAUCGAGUGCCUUCUUCCAGGAAAAUCCAAUUGAUCACCAAGUCGUUAAAGUCCCCAUGAAAUCAAAAUUAAAGUUUUUUGGGUGUUCGUAUCAAUAUGUUAG